Molecule: messenger RNA, 1534 nt
Organism: Siniperca chuatsi (mandarin fish)
Lineage: Eukaryota; Metazoa; Chordata; Actinopteri; Centrarchiformes; Sinipercidae
Gene: emc4
Product: ER membrane protein complex subunit 4
Exons: 6
Coding region: 198-770 (190 amino acids)
Biological process (GO): protein folding in endoplasmic reticulum
Cellular component (GO): EMC complex
Source: RefSeq, a predicted model, not a curated record
UAUCCAUAUGCGUCAUCAUUAAGGGACCCGGAACCAGCUAGCGACGCUACGAGGGGUCGAGUUGCUCCGCUGCGCAGAAAGCUAAUUUUUCCCUCAUUUCAUCAAAAAAAAAUUACGACAUAAACCCGGUAGCAGUCGUUUGGAUGUUCCUGUAAGGUAUUUUCUGUCUCUGAGGUCCAGCAGUGCAGCCGGUUGCCAUGGCGUCUCCAGGGGGACAAGGCGGAGGAGGAGCUCUGUCUACGAGAGGAGGCAGCGGGGCCAGGAGGAUGAAGUGGGCUCUGGAGCUGAGCUUGGGCAACACCAGGAGUCGUGGUGACCGGCAGGGCGGUCAGGGAGACGUUGUUUACCCCAUCGGGUACUCUGAGAAACCCGUCCCCGACACCAGUAUUCAGGAGACAGACAAGAACCUGGUGGAGAAGCGCUGCUGGGACGUGGCUCUCGGGCCCCUGAAACAGAUCCCCAUGAACCUGUUCAUCAUGUACAUGUCGGGCAACACCAUCUCCAUCUUCCCCAUCAUGAUGGUCUGUAUGAUGGCCUGGAGGCCCAUACAGGCGCUCAUGUCCAUGUCUGCCACCUUCAAGCUGUUGGAGAGCUCCAGUCAGCAGUGGCUUCAGGGUCUUGUCUACCUGGUCGGUAACCUCCUGGGCUCGGCAUUGGCCAUCUACAAGUGUCAGUCGAUGGGACUGCUCCCAACACACUCGUCUGAUUGGCUGGCUUUCAUAGAACCACCUCAGAGGAUGGAGAUCAUGGGUGGAGGGAUGGUGUUGUGAAGAGGACAGAGCAUGCACAUACCAGAUUCAAAUAUUUUCAAAGGUUAUAUUCUGUACAUUCUCCGCCUGCGCCACGCAGCCUGGCUUACCUGUUAAAAGCUGUCUGGCUCUAGCACCACAACACAUUCAACCUCUACAUGGCAGUUACAACUGGCAAGGCGUUUGUUAAAUCAGCAGCAGGAUGUGCGGCGCAGCUUUCUACACGGGCCUCGUCCGCCACACACACACAUUUUGUUUGCGUUUUUUGACAGAAACAUUAACGUUACAUUACUUCAGCCUGCUGCUCUGCUUCACGAUUCUUUUAGCCAGCAGAUCAUCAUGUUGACUACUGUUGAACUACUGUAUUUUUCUUUCCAACACAAUAGGAGGUUAUUCAAGAGGUUAUUGUACAGAAUACAGAAUUAUAGCCAGUUUUGGGGGCAGGCGGCAUCAUUAAAACAGCUCUUUAUAUAUCUAUAACUCCUAACAAUGGAGGUAACAGUCUGUAAAGGGUUUUCAUUUUGUCAGAGAAGGAGUCUUAUUAGGUUGUAUCACAGAAUUUUCUUCUUUUUUCCAUUAUUUUGUUUCACAGUUUGUAGUGAAACACUUUGUUUUGUCAACAUGAUUUCAGCACUCUAGCCAGCAACAUUUACUAACCUGUCUAAUUUAUAGGUCUGUUUAAUUUAUACUGAUUUGCUCUAUGAAAAUGUUCUAUGAAAUAAAUCCUUAUUGGCUGAAAUAAAAUGUUUUCAACUGUGUCAAUAAAUGCGUUGGAUGAAAAAUGA